AUGGAUUGGCUUAAAAUUGCUAUUCAACAAAAAUAUAUUAAAUUAUUUAAAUAUGAUUCUUUUCGAAAUUUGAAAGAAAUUGGUAAAGGAGGAUUUGGAACUGUAUAUAGUGCUUAUUCAGAAAAUAUUGACAACCUUGUAGCUUUAAAAGCCUUACACUAUAGUCCCACUAAAGAUAAUAAGAUUUCAUUGGAUGGAUUUAUUAAAGAAGUUAAAAAUAUGAAUAGUGUUAAUCAUCAUGUUAAUGUAAUAAGAUUUUUUGGCAUCACUCAAGAUGAAAUUGCGUUAUCUGUUAUUUUUGGUACAAGAGAAACACCUAUUAAUGGAACUCCUGUUGAUUUUAUGAAUAUUUAUUGCGGCGCUUGGAAUGAUAAUCCAGAAUUACGUCCUACCAUAGCCGAAAUUCGUAAUAAAUUAGAUUGUAUAAAUAUAAAUUUAGCUUAUUGUAAUGAACAAGAUAUUAAUACUGCAAGAAAUAAUGAUUAUGACAAUAACUCGCUUGAAUUAUUUAAUCAAUCGCAA
Messenger RNA from Dentiscutata heterogama, 522 nucleotides. The record is from the annotation of a GenBank genome assembly. Lineage: Eukaryota; Fungi; Glomeromycota; Glomeromycetes; Diversisporales; Gigasporaceae.